CAAUCUUAGUUGUUAAACGUGGCUUUGUCAAUCCAAACCAAUCUGUCAAAAAUCAGUCCAGGGGCUGUCAACAAACCCAAUCGAAAUAACAGCAGCAGGUCGACGUCGACCCACGGAUACCCUUAAAUUGUGUGACAGAUAACAACAACUAUUGUUGCGCUAGUAUAAAAACUUCCAUUGUGCAAGAUAAAUCUAUGCAGUUACCAAGCGUACAGCAAGAUGAUAAUGCUGAGGAAUAUAAUAAACUUGUAGUUUGCGGUGUCUGUUAUCUGUUAGAAACACAAUAGACCCGACCGACUCCCGAACUCUAGCUAACUGCGUUUCUGAAAUUCGCCAACUCAGCAAAAUUUGAGUACCGAGCGGAAGCACAUUUACAAUUGCGAUACUGGAGACAUUUAGAAUGACUUGGGCUGUCAUUGUUUGAGCGAUUGUUGGUGGGUCGGCCAAACGACGACGCAAACAAGACACACUAUACAUACAUACAUAUGUGGCUCCGUUUGCGAUAAAAGAAAUAUAAAACUCGCUCUUCACCCGAAACUCUAUGGCCUCCGGAAAAAACCACAAAAGGCCAACCCACUCUACCUGCCGACAGCUGCCCGUUGAGUCACCCAACUACCUGUUGAUCCCAGCUUGCGAUUGUUCGCACUCUCUGUUUUUGUAGGUAGCUUUUAGAACGAAGACAUCACGUCGCCCUGUUCGCUGGACGUGUGCAGCUGCUUUUCCACACAACGGCUGUGCCAGUCGAUGCGACUAACACUGGGAGGCGGACGAACGCGCAAAAUGAGCAACAACUACAACGACAUACCCUUCGGCAUACGGAUAGUGCAGAAAUUGUCGCGACAAUGCUGCCCCCGCCUGCACGCCCGCCGAGAUCUACUCUACAAGGUGUCCAUUUUUGUGCUGACUUUCCUUGCCUAUGCCUGCUAUCACAUGUGCCGGAAGCCGAUUUCGGUGGUCAAAUCGGUGCUCCAGGGUAACUGUUCAUCUGCACAGGCUGCCCAGCUGCACGAAGGCCAGGACUGUGGCUAUGCUCCUUUUGAUGGCCCCGAUGCCAACAAACUGUUCAGCAUGCUGGACUCGGCGUUUCUCUUCAUGUACGCCAUUGCCAUGUUCGCGUCUGGAUUUGUGGCGGAGCGCGUUUCUCUGCGCUACUUCCUGUCGAUGGGCAUGAUCCUCACUGGCGUGUUUACGUACAUGUUUGGCAUUGCCCGCACCUCCAACAUACACAGUCUCUGGUACUUCAUCCUCGUCCAGAUCUUUGCAGGCAUAUUCCAGACCACGGGCUGGCCAGGCGUGGUCACGCUGGUGGGUCGCUGGUUUGGCAAAUCGAAGCGCGGCCUCAUCUUCGGCAUUUGGAACAGUCACACAUCCAUUGGCAACAUAUUGGGCACCUUGAUAGCUGCGCAUUAUCUGGAAAGCGAUUGGGCCAUGUCCUUUGUCGUGCCUGGCAUAAUCAUUGGCGCCGUUGGCUUUCUGCUCUUCCUGUUCCUGGUGGAUCAGCCCGAGAUUGUGGGCUGCUCUGCGGCAAGCGUGAGCGAGCGUCACGUUACCAACGACUCGGACGAGGAGAACGACGACGAGGAACAGGUGCGCCACAACGCUGCCGAAAUCAGCUACAGAUCGACGCCAACGGAGCGCACACCAAUCCUGGCUCGUUCUCAGUCGCAGAGCCAUCAGAGGGAGCACGGAGCCGGUCGUCCCAUCAGUCUCAUCGAUGCUCUAUAUAUACCCGGCGUUGUGGAGUUCUCGUUGUGUUUGUUCUUCACCAAGCUGGUCAGCUACACCUUCAUGUACUGGCUGCCCUUGUACAUACAGUCUUCCAGCACAUUGAGUCCCACGCUGUCCGCUGAUCUGUCCACGCUCUUCGAUGUGGGUGGCAUUUUCGGGGCCAUAGCUGCGGGCUACAUAUCCGAUCUCACUGGAAUGUCGGCCACCAUCUGCACGGGCAUGCUCUUCAUAGCCUCCCCCAUUCUUCUGUUGUAUCAACAGUACGGCGCAUUGUCGGUGUCGAUCAGCGUGCUGCUGCUCAUUGUGGUCGGCAUCUUUGUGAACGGGCCGUAUGCAUUGAUCACGACAUCGGUGAGCGCAGAACUGGGCCAGCACAGCUCCUUGGAGGGUAAUGCAAAUGCUCUGGCCACUGUGACGGCCAUCAUCGAUGGCACUGGUUCGAUUGGUGCAGCUGUGGGGCCACUGCUGGCGGGGCUGAUCUCAACCACAGGCUGGCAGAAUGUCUUUCAUAUGCUGAUCAUAGCCGACAUCAUUGCCAUGCUGCUGCUGGGUCGACUAGUCGUUAAGGAGUUUGCCUCGCUGCGCAGAUCCCCGACGCGCAUUCGCAUCGAAUAACAGGAGGCGGACCUCGAGUCUGAUGUUGAUUUGUCUGACCAUAUUUAUUACAUAUUUUGAUAACCACCGUUCUGUGUACAUAGUGCAUUGUAUAGCAUUCAUAAAGAAGAAGCGUUCCGUUUCCAUUCGAGAGCGUGCGAGUA
This is a messenger RNA of Drosophila obscura, 2486 nucleotides long. It is a transcript of the gene MFS16, whose product is annotated as glucose-6-phosphate exchanger SLC37A2. Gene Ontology annotation, cellular component: membrane. The record is from RefSeq and is a predicted model, not a curated record. Gene Ontology annotation, molecular function: glucose 6-phosphate:phosphate antiporter activity. Bases 745 to 2343 code for a protein of 532 amino acids. Gene Ontology annotation, biological process: transmembrane transport. NCBI's taxonomy places the organism in Eukaryota, Metazoa, Arthropoda, Insecta, Diptera, Drosophilidae. The transcript has 6 exons.